AUGAAUGCACUGUCCGUUGCGUUGCGACGCGGCCAGGUCUUGCAUAAAGCGGCCGGAAGUUCACAAGUGGCUCAAACUCGGAAUAAUUACCGUGAGUUCUUUGAUUUAGUAUUUUGGUAUUUAGGAAAAGGUGUUGGAAAGCGAGAUUCUAAGCCUGUCGAACUAUUAGUACCAGUUUCAGGUCGAUUCGGGCUUUAUUUGGGCUUUACGAAUGACUUUUUAACUUUUGCUCUACUAUAAUAUAAUUUUCGAUAGCAUCCAUGAAAAAAUUGAGAUUUUUUUCGAUUUUAAGGUUGGAAAAGGUAGAACAGUCCUCUUAGUAGCUAAUACUGGGAAAAGCUACUAUCAAAACAGGUUGGUUGAAGGCCUCAACCUGAAACUUGUUGUUCCACAUGCAAAAUAAAAAAUUUCUUUGUUCUAGGUUACGUUGGGGCCCAACCAACCACUGAUGGCUCUCUGAAGGGAGAUUUGGAGCAGGCCUAUCAUUCAGUAAUGUUUACUGAACUUGUUCGAGGCUUUGGUGUGAUGUUUGGUCACGUUUUCAUGGAGCCGGCUACCAUCAACUACCCCUUCGAGAAAGGUCCAUUGUCCGCCAGAUUCCGCGGAGAGCAUGCGCUUCGUCGUUAUCCGUCCGGUGAAGAGCGAUGCAUUGCUUGCAAAUUGUGUGAGGCGAUUUGUCCUGCUCAGGUAGGUCAUGGAUAAUAUCGGCGAAAUUUUAAAAGAUUUUCGACUGGCUGAUGGUGUAUAUUUUGUUUUCAGGCCAUUACGAUUGAAACAGAGACUCGAGCUGACGGCAGUCGACGUACCACUCGAUAUGAUAUCGACAUGACCAAAUGCAUCUAUUGUGGCCUUUGUCAAGAGGCUUGUCCCGUCGAUGCUAUCGUUGAAGUAAGUUGAUUUCAUGUUUUUUUGUUGGUUUUUAGGUUGCUGUAUAAUUAUCAAUGGAUAGAAUGGCUUACUUCGCUCAUUUAUUAUGAGAAAUCGACAUUUCCGACCCUAUUUUAGCCCAAAAUUGCGAUUUUUUUCAAUUUUAUUGUAUUUCUUGUCGGUUUGGCCUAAAUUAAAUGUCCAUAAGACAAAUAGACUUUCCUAAUUAUGAUCAGAACAUGUUUGAUCCAAUUUCAGGGCCCGAACUUUGAGUAUUCCACCGAAACCCACGAAGAACUCCUCUACAACAAGGAAAAGCUCUUGCUGAACGGCGACCGAUGGGAACCUGAACUCGCAGCGAACAUUCAGGCCGAAUAUUUGUAUCGUUAA
Bursaphelenchus xylophilus (pine wood nematode) is the source of this 1257-nucleotide messenger RNA. Lineage: Eukaryota; Metazoa; Nematoda; Chromadorea; Rhabditida; Aphelenchoididae. The record is from the annotation of a GenBank genome assembly.